AUGGCGCUGCUAUCGGCCCCUCUCACCGCCACCCGCGGCUGCGUGCCGUCUGUGGCCCAGCCACUCCCCGCCGCCCGUGCGCGCACCCCCGCCGCAUGCGCGCUCCCCUCUUCCGCGCGUCCCCUCCCCGUGGACCGUGCAACACGUCGCUCGUACGCGUUAACGGCGCGCAUGCAUGGGCGGGGGGGCUGGCUGAGGGGAUGGCGGCGUGCGUCCGCUUCUGAUGACAACAGUGCCAAAGAAACUGCUGACGUGGCACGCAGUGAGGAUUACACGCCUCAAUCUGACGUGGAUGAUGCUUCUGAUGACAUGGCGGAGGCGUCAGCAGCAGCGGCUGAGCUGGCAGCUGAGAUGGCGGGCGAGGCUGCGGCUCAGGCUGCUAGCGUGUACGCCGCCACGGCUGCUGCUGCGAGGAUGGAGGAGGAGAACGUGGGGGAUGAGGAGGAGGGGAAAGGGGAGGGCAGUAAGGGGGCGGUGUCAGCUGCAGUGGGCGCUAGGGAGUCUGCUGCUGGCGGCGCUCCCUCUGAUGUGAAAAAGGAGAGCCAGCAGCAGCAGCAGGAGAUUCAGCAACAGGAGGAGCAGCAGAAGGAGCAGCAGCAGCCGCCCAAUGGCCCGCCGCCUCGUCAGCUCCAAUCCUCCAGCGCGCCAGCUGUGACGGGGCUGCGGCGCACGGUGUGGGGGCAGGAGGGCGUGGCGCCACAGUACCCCCCGUUACAGGAACACGUGACUGUAGACGUGGCGGUGGUGGGUGGCGGCAUCAACGGGCUGAGCGUGGCGUACGCGCUGCUGGAUAAACACCGCAAGGCCAGGGGCGGGGGAGGAGGAGGCAAGGACCUGUCAGUGGUGGUGCUGGAGGCACGGGCCAUUGGUUCAGGCCAGACAGGGCGCACCACAGCACAUCUCAUGCCGUGGAACGACGACUACUACAGCGUGCUCGAGCGCCUCUUCGGGCGGCGCCGGGCGGCGCUGGUGGGCAGGAGCCACGUGGCCGCCAUUGAUUGGGUGGAGCGUGUGGUGCGGGAGCACGGCAUCGAGUGCGAGUUUGAGCGAGUGGAUGGAUACCUCUUCCCGCAUGACAACUCCGAUGAGGCGAACCGCAAUAUGCUGGAGGAGCUGGCAGCGUGUGAGCGCAUCGGCCUGUCGGACACCUCUGUGGUGGACCUGCAAGGCGACCCUGCCCUCGGCUCGCUCUCCUCUGCUCUCCGCUUCCCCAACGCCGCUGACUUCCACCCGCUCAAGUACCUGCAGGGGCUAGCGAGCGCAGUGACUGCAAUGGGAGGGAAGAUCUACGAGAACACGCGGGUGAUCCGCAACUCCUCGCUCUCCACCACUCUCGAGCUCAACACGGGCGUGCGCGUGACAGCUGGCAGCGUCGUAUUGGCCACCAACUCGCCCAUCAACCACAACCUGGCGGUGCACGCCAGGCAGAGCGCCUACCGGACCUAUGUGGUGGGGCUGGCUGUUCCCAAGGGCAGUGUGCGGCGCGCCCAGUGGUGGGACACCGCGUCGCCCUACCACUACGUGCGCAUCGCUCCCGGCCCGAGCGAGGCGGAGACAGACACGCUGAUAGUGGGCGGUGAGGACCACCCCACGGGGGUGCUGGCGCCUAAGGAGUAUCCCCAGGCAUAUGCGCGGCUGGAGAAGUGGGCGCGGGAGAGGUGGACGAGCGCAGGAAAAGUCGUUUUCAGGUGGACGGGCCAGGUGUACGAGCCAGUGGACCUCCUGGGGCUGUACGGCAGGAACCCUCUCGUGAACCGACCGUCCAAGGACAUUUACAUCGUCACAGGCAACAGCGGGCAGGGCAUGACGGGCGGCACCAUAUCCGGGCUCGUGGUAUCAGAUUUGAUUCUGUCGGGGCGCAGUGAGUGGGAGGAGCUGUACGACCCACGCCGCCUGCCACCGCUCUCCCAGGGGACAGCUCAGAGCAUCGCAAGCAUCACGGCACACACUGCCCAGGGCUACGCCUUUGACUUGCCAAUCGUGCCGGGAGAUGAGCGCUCGGUGGACAGGGUGAAGCCGGGGGAGGGUGCGCUGGUGGCGGUGGGGCUGCACAAGCAGGCCGUGUACCGCACUGAGGGGGGCGAGCUGAAGCAGUUCUCAGCCAUCUGCCCGCACCUCAAGUGCGCGGUCAGGUGGAACCCCAACGACAAAACUUUCGACUGCCCGUGCCAUGGGUCCCAGUUUGACACGUCAGGGAGGGUGAUUCAGGGCCCAGCCAAGGCCAACCUCUCCCCCGUCUCCCGUGAUGGCUGCUGUGGUUGA
Molecule: messenger RNA, 2262 nt
Organism: Closterium sp. Naga37s-1
Lineage: Eukaryota; Viridiplantae; Streptophyta; Zygnematophyceae; Desmidiales; Closteriaceae
Source: the annotation of a GenBank genome assembly